GAUGUCCCGCCUGGUACCGAGGCGGGACGAGUGUCGUCAAUUAAUUGCAGUCGGUCAUCCACACCUCCUCGUCAAUUAAUAGAUAUUAUAUUAAUUGUUAGUUGAUUUUUUAAUCAUAGCCGUUAACAUGAUCAUGUGGUUAGGGAGGACCAAGUGAGAUGUAACGACAACAAACAUUUGAUUAGACAGUGGCAGGCCUAUGGUGUAGGGGUAAGUUGAGCUUGUAAUGGGUUUUAGAGGAGAGAGAGAGCUGGUUGCCCGGUUGCACUUCCUUACUACUUAUCUUCUCUUGUAAAAGAAAACCCAUAAUCGUUAGGUAUCAUAUUUCAAAGAGAAAAUAAAAAAUUUCAUGUUAGUGGAAGAUCAAGGCAUGUGCAGUCGUUAUCGUUGGAAUCGUAAACCAUUUGUGUAAGAUCUUGACGAGGUGGAUGUGAUGAAACGAAAGCGAGGUGGAGCGUCGAAGAAGGUUGAGUCUCAGGGGGGGGGGGGGGGGGGUGAUGUCGUGGAUUUCGUGACUGGAAGAUUGAAUGAAAUUAAAAAGGAAAGUGCCAAACUAGAGGCCAUGUUGAGAGAUCAAAGAAUACAAGAGAAUAAAAAGAUGGAACUUGUUGGGAAGUGGGAGUCCGGUAUGAAUGUUGCUUCCACAAGUAAAUCAAGAAAGCGGAAAGAGGUGCCAUCUUCAGAUUCAGAUGAGGCGGAGGAAGAUGAGGAUGUUGAAGAGUGUAAUGAAGAAGAUGGUGCGUUAGAGGUUGAGUCCAAAGAGCUUGUGACUCAACCUCUAAUAUAGGCAGCCUAAUGCAAGUGGGAUUGAUGGGGUGUAUUGCACAAACCAUAUUCUAUAUAUAUUUGACCUCCGUUCAUGCACCACUCGUCAAAUACACCUCUUUGCCUAUAAUUCUGCAGUAAAGUGUGUUCUCUGUAACAAGGACACUGUUGUCAUAGGAUAUAAAACUGAAGUGAUCAGUAACACAACUAACAGGGUCCAGAUGGGAGAGGACCAUGUGGUCAUUGUCCCAAUGAGAACACUGACUCCAAUAAAAUAUUACAAGUUGCUGAUUCAGCGAAAUAGUAUCUACAACACAUGGAUUUCUAGUGUAAGGUACCUCAACGGUAAAGUAUACGCUGUAAAUGAGGUCGGACUCUAUGUCUUGUAUGAGGAUGUGACCUACACUCAACACGACGAUGAAAACUGGACAGUGACAGAUGAGCACGUAAGCAAAUGUGACAGAUUUGAAGGUGAACUCCUAUUCUCACCAAACAUUUCAUCAAAUGAUACUGAUGUUAUUGUGACAUCAGCGAACGAUCGAACGUUUUGGUGUUGCGCAUGAAUUUACCGCAGCCUAUUGGCCCAAGUCUACAAGUACCAAUUUGAUCUCAGUAGACUUAUAAGCACUAAUUUAUAUCUAAAUUAUUAUGAUCAUAUGCCAUGUUUUAUGUUAAUCAGACUCCCUUAUAUAUUCAUUACUUUGUUAUUGUCAAAA
Messenger RNA from Humulus lupulus (European hop), 1481 nucleotides. RefSeq lists its product as uncharacterized. The record is from RefSeq and is a predicted model, not a curated record. Lineage: Eukaryota; Viridiplantae; Streptophyta; Magnoliopsida; Rosales; Cannabaceae. The transcript is spliced from 4 exons. The coding region runs from base 434 to 787 and encodes 117 amino acids.